Molecule: messenger RNA, 921 nt
Organism: Saccharomyces kudriavzevii IFO 1802
Lineage: Eukaryota; Fungi; Ascomycota; Saccharomycetes; Saccharomycetales; Saccharomycetaceae
Product: RTA1 domain-containing protein
Exons: 1
Coding region: 1-921 (306 amino acids)
Cellular component (GO): membrane
Source: RefSeq, a predicted model, not a curated record
AUGGCUACUGACUCCGACUUCGUUCUUUACCAUUAUACGCCCAGCAAGGUUGCUGCGAUUAUAUUCAUCGUGCUCUUUGCUCUAAUGACGAUUGUCUAUGCUGUACAAAGUAUAUAUGCUGCAAGGAAGGCUUCCAGAAUACUUAGAUUAAACCCGUUUGAACAAGUGGACGAUAAAACUGAUGUUUUCAGGGAUGAUUAUUACAAAAAAUUCAAAAUCUCAUCGACAGCCUGUGUGUUUAUACCUCUUUUCGUUGGUUUUAUCAUGGAGAUUGUUGGAUAUGUCGGCAGAGCAUUAUCCAGUUCCGAUCCUACAAAAAUAACACCAUAUAUCAUCCAAUCCCUUCUUUUAUUGGUUGCUCCAGCACUAAUCGCGGCCACAAUUUACAUGGUUUUUGGGAGAUUAUUACACGUCAUGAGAUGCCAGUCCUUGAUGCUAAUCUCCGCACGUUUCGGUACGACAUUUUUUGUCGUUGGUGAUGUGUUCAGCUUCUUUUUACAAGCCGCAGGCGGUGGGCUGAUGUCAAAGAAAGGAUCGACAAAGACUGGCUCAAAUCUCAUAACUGCCGGUCUUAUUGUACAGAUAGUAUUUUUUGGAUUUUUCAUUAUUAAUGAAAUAAGAUUUUCAGUUAGUGUCAGAAGGAAGUGCAUCUUCUAUGGCGAUAUUUCCAGAAAAUGGUUCAUUGUAAAUGCUUCCUUAUUAUUAAGCAGUGUGUUGAUUUUAUUACGUUCUAUUGUCAGAGUCGUUGAAUUUAUUCAAGGAUUCGAUGGUUUUAUUAUUUCCCACGAGUAUUUCAUAUAUGUCUUCGAUGCAGUGCCGAUGCUGCUGGUGAUCAUAGCUUUUUGUGUGGGUUCCUUCUACGGCAACAUAUUUGAUGUGAUAGCAGAAUGUCAAACUUUAACUACUACAGACUCUGCCUAA